Messenger RNA from Rubroshorea leprosula, 1593 nucleotides. The record is from the annotation of a GenBank genome assembly. NCBI's taxonomy places the organism in Eukaryota, Viridiplantae, Streptophyta, Magnoliopsida, Malvales, Dipterocarpaceae.
ACUGCCACGUGGGUCCCCAUCUAUUGUUCCCCUCACAAAAUCUUAUAUUAUAUUAAUACAUAAGAUUUUAUUUAAAAUAAUUAUUAAAUAAUAAUAUAAUUUUUUAUAAUAAAAUACUAAAAUAUUUACUGAGCUUUUUACAACAAUCCUAAACGCAAAUUGACAACUGGCAAGCAAAGUUUAGGUUGGUCCAUUUAAGAAUUAAAUAUACAUAAAUAUUGUAAAACAUUAAAAUUCCAGAAGUGCCCAUAUCUUCUUACUCAUCCCUUUCUUUUCUAGUUUGCCCUUUUAUUUCUCUGGUAGUUUCUCUCACUUCUUUCUCUAACUUCGCCCCAUGUCCAUCUUCAGGCAAUGUUUGGUUGCUAAGAAACUAAAAGUAAAAAUAAUUGAACAAAAUUGUAGGUUUUCUCCUCAAUCGGGUUUAGAUGGCAAAUGAACCAACUAAAAUUUACAAAAGAAAGUUAUACAAGCUUUCUCUUAAUUUUGGAACUCUCUUUUUUAUUUUCUAAUCAAACCAAUAAAUUUUGAAAAAUUUAAAAGUCUAAUGAUUCUUUCCAACAUAUAAUUUGACUAUAAUUUCCCCCUCUUCUCAAACAUCACUCUUGCUCUGUUUUCUUUGAUUAAAAAAUAAUGGUUUUAAUGAAAUUGGACCUUCUUAAUGUGCAGGUUGGCAUUCCUCUCUUGGAUGACUUGUAUCUGGACUUCAUUUGUGUACAGAAAAUAUGGCAUAGCCAAGUUACAUUAAUGUCCUCAUUUGUUCAAAACUUGAGGAAAUUGACAGUGCGGUGCUGUAAUAAUUUGGAAUAUCUCUUCACAUCAUCGAUGGUUGAAAGUUUUGAGCAACUUGAAGCACUCCAGAUUUCAAGAUGUAAGGAGAUGCAAGUGGUAAUACUGAUAGAAGAAUUGGUAGAAAAAGAAAAGACAAGCCAGAUAAUGUUUCCCAAACUAGACAACUUACAGCUCGUUGGCCUUCCGCAACUCAUAAGAUUUUGCUCCAAUUGCAAUUCUUUUGGAGAAGUAUAUGAAGCUCAAGGACUCAGUGGUAGUGGAUCACAAGUAGUUGCAGCCGCACAAUCAAAGUUGGUGGAAACAGAAGUCACUCGGCUUGUAUUUCCUCGAGUAACAUACUUGGAACUUGGUCGUCUACCCAAUUUCACGAGUUUCUUCCCUAAAAUCCACAUCACAAAAUGGCCAUUGUUGAAAAGAAUGAUUGUGGAACAAUGUGACAAGGUGAAGACAUUUGCCUCAGAAUUUCCAAGCAUUGAAAUAACAGAUGGGGACAACCAACUUGAAAGGCAAACUCAAGAUCCUAUGUUUUGGAUUGGCAAGGUACGAUCACCAAAUGGGAAAAAAUAAUUGCAUGUAGCUUAUACGAAUCAUUUUUUCCUUAAAUUCAAGAAGGAAAAACUUUGAUUAGUUCUUUUUUUUUUUUUCUCUCUAAUGGAAGAUUCUUGUAAAUGUGUAUUGCUAUUAGGUAAAUGUUGGCUUGGGUUUAAGUUUUGACAAGUGAUAUAUAACUACCUUUUCUUGAAGUAUAGAAAUCAUUUUUUUUUACUUGUUUAGAGUUCAGGCUAAUCAAUUUGGCAGAUGUUU